CGUUAAUGUUGACUUAGAAAGAAUCAUUAGGGAAGGAGCAAGACUUCAAUUUGAAUAAAUUUCGAGAUUCUUUGUAUCUUAGAAUGUCCAGUCCCAGUACCUUAAAAGUGAGUAGCACCCGCAAAGAGGAUAGUUCUAUUAAGAAAUCCUCCAAAUCUUCUCUCUAUACUGAUUUUUAACAUAGAAAAAGGUGGGCAACAUAUUUAUUAAUAGUGCUCCUUCAUUUGAUGAAUUGCUUAAAUCUAUGAAUCAUGGCAAUGGUAAUACAUAAAUACAGAAUGGAUCAAAUCAAAAAAAAGGUAUAAAUGAUUCAUCUAGAAAGAUGAGUGGGUUAUAAAACAAAAUAGGGAGUCUUGGUAACAAUGAAAUUAAUUAGCUAACCAAAUUAACUCAACCGUAAUGUUAUUAUAAAUUUUAGAUUUAUUAGUAAUUAGCCCCUAUAUUAAUCAACAAAGGCUUAACAAAAGAGAACCACAUUCUCAAGCAGUAUCACAGAAAAUCCUGUUUUUAAUAAAGGCUCUGGAAAAACUCUUUUGGAUAAAUUAUCCUUAAAAGAGUUGAUAGAACUACGAAGUAAAGUUGAUCAUAGUACUUAAUCGGAAGUUCAUUAACUAUCAGCUAAUUAUGUUUAAGAGUUAGUAAAACUGUCUUAAGUAAUAACAUAACAAGUAAAAAAUGUUAAAUAUUGA
Messenger RNA from Paramecium octaurelia, 689 nucleotides. The record is from the annotation of a GenBank genome assembly. NCBI's taxonomy places the organism in Eukaryota, Ciliophora, Oligohymenophorea, Peniculida, Parameciidae.